Molecule: messenger RNA, 801 nt
Organism: Cokeromyces recurvatus
Lineage: Eukaryota; Fungi; Mucoromycota; Mucoromycetes; Mucorales; Mucoraceae
Exons: 3
Source: RefSeq, a predicted model, not a curated record
CCCUAAAAGUAUAAUUCAGACAGAUCUAACAGCUUUGUCACUUUAGAACGUUUUCCAUAAAUGGUAGAAUUUGUUGAAAUUUGAUACUUUAUUAGUAUGUGUAAAUUCAAAUUAAACAAAUGAUCUGUCAGAAAUAUUUGCAACAACAUGCUCCAGCGCAUUUUACCAGUCGACUGUAAAGAAGCUGAUGUGGUUCUAUUGCAAAAAAUAACAAAUAGUACAGUUGAAUACAGAUGCAUAUCUAGCGAAGACGUAGAAAUUUUCCAAUUGGGAGAUGUUAUGAAGAAUGAAAACUUGGCUGAUGUUUCUCUUUGCGGGCUGGAUCCCAACCGACAUCAGGUUUUUGCUGCUGCUUAUGGGGAGGGUGAUGAAUCCCAUCAAAUCAGACGAUGCUCUACUAAAGAGUAUUUUACCUUAACAGGAGAGAAACAAAAAAAAAUGACUCGAGAAAAUAUGGAGGAUAUACUUCUCAACAUUCCUACAACCAAGACAGCUGUUCUUUCAAACUAUUUGCAAUACGUAAUUUAUAUUUUCUUACAUCUAAACAGAAUACUAGCAUUUAACAACUUCUCAACUGCUGAAAGUCUCUUUCACCUAUACCAGGGAGUUCAAAGGGCCCGACAAGAAAUGGCUAAUGUCCUCAUUAAUGAGAAAGAAAAGAAAGAAGAGGAGGCACAAAGAAGCGAAAAAAAAGAUAAAGAAGUUCCCCAGCAGACAAAGUGAGUAUACUAACAUCAAAGCUGAGAGACAAACACUAUAUUCAUCAACUAUUAUUUUAGGAACACCAAGAAGCUUUGGAAG